Messenger RNA from Mangifera indica (mango), 4414 nucleotides. Its product is annotated as leucine-rich repeat receptor protein kinase EMS1. The transcript has a single exon. Gene Ontology annotation, molecular function: ATP binding; protein kinase activity; protein binding. Lineage: Eukaryota; Viridiplantae; Streptophyta; Magnoliopsida; Sapindales; Anacardiaceae. Gene Ontology annotation, biological process: protein phosphorylation. The record is from RefSeq and is a predicted model, not a curated record. The coding region runs from base 209 to 4096 and encodes 1295 amino acids.
UACAGUAAGGUAAAAAGUUGAUGAAGCCACGUGAGUUGCGUGCUCCGUUCUGACACUAAACAAACUUCAAUUGCCACCCUCUCUUUCUUACAUGCGAUAGCUUCAUAGCUAUGGCGCUUAAACUUCUUCUUCUACUUUCUUUACCUGUAAAUGUGAUUUCUUUUUCAUUUCCUGCUGUUAAGUUUUCCUCUUUCUCUCUGUAACGAAAAUGGCGUCUGUUUUGGUAAUGUUGCUUGUGUUGUUUUGUGCUGCUUUUGCAACUUGCAAUGUUAUUGCCGAGGUAAACCCAGAAAGAGAAGCUCUGGUUUCUUUCAAAAACUCUCUUGAAAAUCCUCGAGUGCUUUACUCAUGGAAUGAAACGACCCCGCAUUGCAACUGGGUUGGAGUAACUUGCGAACUCGAUCGAGUCGUCUCACUCUCUCUUUCUGCUCUUCUGCUUGAAGGUCGUCUCUCUCCUUCGCUCUUCGCGUUAACCAGUCUGACGGUUCUUGACCUCUCUUCGAACUGUUUCUAUGAAAAAAUCCCUCCACGGAUAUCGAGCCUAAAGCGGCUUAAACAGCUGUCGCUCGGUGAAAAUCAAUUGUCAGGUUCUGUCCCCAGUGAACUUGGUGAGUUGAAUCAGCUUGAAACCCUUGAACUCGGCCUAAAUUAUUUUUCCGGGAAAAUCCCACCUGAGCUUGGGAAACUGAAACGGCUAAAAACCCUCGAUUUGUCCACAAAUGCAUUGACUGGGAACAUACCGAGUCAACUCGGCGAGUUGACUCAACUGCAGUUUUUGGACUUGGGUAAUAAUCUUCUCUCAGGUUCUCUCCCUGUAACUCUCUUAAAAAAUUUACAGUCUUUGGUUUCUCUAGAUGUUUCAAAUAACUCCCUGUCUGGUUAUAUUCCUCCUGAAAUUGGGAACUUGAAAAACCUCACUGAUCUUUACCUUGGUGUAAACCUUUUUACUGGACAGUUACCAGCAGAAAUUGGCCAACUUUCACUUCUUGAAACCCUUUUUUCACCUUCUUGUUCAAUAACAGGACCUUUACCCGAAGAGCUGUCCAGGUUGAAGUCUUUAAGUAAACUUGAUCUUUCAUACAACCCAUUGAAAUGUCAAAUCCCAAAAUCUAUUGGGAAAUUGCAGAAUUUGAGUAUACUUAACCUUGUUUAUACUGAGCUGAAUGGUUCUAUACCAGUCGAGCUUGGCAACUGCAAGAAUUUGAAGACUUUGAUGCUUUCUUUUAAUUCAUUAACCGGGUAUUUGCCUGAGGAGCUUUCAGAGCUUCCGAUCUUAACAUUUUCUGCUGAAAAAAAUGAGCUUUCUGGGCUAUUGCCUUCUUGGCUUGGGAAGUGGAAGGAAGUGGAUUCUCUUUUGCUCUCCAGCAAUCGGCUUAUAGGCAAAAUCCCACCUGAGCUUGGAAAUUGUUCCAUGUUGAAGCACCUCAGUUUAAGCAAUAACUUUCUGACUGGUUCAAUACCGAGAGAAUUGUGUAAUUCAGAGUCCCUUGUGGAAAUUGAUCUGGAUGGGAAUUUUCUUUCAGGGACGAUUGAAGAUGUUUUUGUCAGGUGUACUAACCUCACCCAGUUGGUUUUGGUUAGUAAUAAAAUUAAGGGUUCCAUACCUGAAUAUCUAUCUAAGCUUCCAUUGAUGGUUCUUGAUCUUGAUUCUAACAAUUUCACUGGCGUUUUACCGGUGAGUCUGUGGAAUUCAAUGAGUUUGAUGGAGUUUUCUGCAGCAAAUAAUAUGUUAGAGGGUUCUCUUCCUGCCGAGAUUGGUAAUGCAGUUACAUUGGAGAGGCUUGUUCUUAGUAACAACAUGUUGAAGGGGCUUAUACCAAAGGAGAUCAGAAAUCUCACAGGUCUUUCUUUUCUGAAUUUGAACUCGAAUUUCUUUGAAGGGAGCAUUCCUGAUGAGCUUGGGGACUGCAUUGCACUUACCACAUUGGAUCUGGGAAACAAUAAUUUCAGUGGUUCUAUUCCUGAACGGAUUGCAGACUUGGCCCAGUUACAGUGCUUGGUUCUUGCGCACAAUAGUCUAUCCGGCUCAAUUCCUUCAAAGGUGUCUUCAUAUUUUCGUCAGACUAGCAUGCCUGAUUUAAGCUUCAUCCAGCACCAUGGAGUAUUUGACUUGUCGAAUAAUAGGUUGUCUGGUUUAAUUCCUGAAGAGCUUGGGAAUUGCAUUGUGGUGGUGGAUCUUUUGCUCAAUAAUAAUAUGCUCUCUGGUGAGAUUCCAGGAUCACUUUCUCGACUAACAAAUCUUACAACCUUGGAUUUGUCUGGGAAUCUUUUAACAGGUUCCAUUCCACCUGAAUUUGGUGACUCCCUUAAGCUGCAAGGGUUGUAUUUGGCGAAUAACCAGCUUACAGGCUCCAUCCCUGGUAGCUUAGGUCGUUUGGGUAGUUUGGUAAAACUAAAUUUGACUGGCAAUAAGUUGUCCGGUUCAAUUCCAACUGGAUUUGGUAACUUGACAGGGCUUACUCACUUGGAUUUAAGUUACAACAAACUUGAUGGUGAGCUCCCUGCAUCACUGCCACAGAUGCAGAACCUUGUGGGGCUUUAUGUUCAGCAGAAUAGUCUUUCUGGCCCGCUUGAUGGGCUCUUCUCGAAUUCAAUAAUGGCUUGGAGGAUUGAAACAAUGAACUUGAGUAAUAAUUUCUUUGAUGGCACCCUGCCACGGUCUGUGGGCAACCUUUCCUACCUAAUGAAUUUGGAUCUUCAUGAAAAUAAGUUUACAGGAGAGAUUCCUCCGGAGCUUGGUAACCUGAUGCAACUGGAAUACUUUGAUGUUUCAAGGAACAAGCUAUCCGGGCAGAUUCCGGAGAAGAUGUGCCAUUUGCUUAAUCUGCAAUACCUGAAUUUAGCAGACAAUAGAUUGGAAGGGAUGGUUCCUAGAAGUGGUAUUUGCCAAAACCUAUCAAAAAUUGCUCUUGCUGGGAACAAAGAUCUUUGCGGGAGUGUCAUAGGUUUAGAUUGCAAGAUCAAAACCCUUGAUAAAUCAGCGCUAUUAAAUGCUUGGGGACUUGCUGGAAUUGUGGUCGGAAGUGCAUUGAUCAUUUUAACUGUAGUAUAUGCUCUGCGGAAAUGGAUUAGAAGAAACUGCAGGCAAAAUGAUCCUGAGGAUAUUGAGGAAAGCAAGCUAAAUUGUUUCAUAGAUCAAGAUCUCUAUUUGUUGAGUAGCAGUAGAUCCAAGGAGCCUUUGAGCAUCAAUAUUGCUACAUUUGAGCAGCCUCUUCUGAAAUUAACUUUGGUUGAUAUUCUUGAAGCCACGAACAACUUCUGCAAGACAAACAUAAUUGGAGACGGUGGUUUUGGAACCGUAUACAAAGCCACUUUGCCCGAUGAGAAAAAUGUUGCAGUUAAGAAGUUAAGCCAGGCUAAAACACAGGGUAACCGAGAAUUCGUUGCUGAAAUGGAAACCUUGGGCAAAGUGAAACACCAAAAUCUUGUGCCAUUGCUAGGAUACUGCUCAUAUGGUGAGGAGAAGGUCCUUGUUUAUGAAUACAUGGUAAAUGGGAGCUUGGAUCUUUGGCUAAGGAACCGGACUGGAGCUCUAGAAGUACUCGAUUGGCCGAAACGUUACAAAAUCGCAUGCGGUGCUGCUCAAGGGCUAGCUUUUCUUCACCAUGGUUUCAUCCCCCACAUCAUCCACCGGGAUAUUAAAGCCAGCAACAUCUUGCUUAAUGAAGACUUUGAGGCAAAAGUUGCUGACUUUGGGCUAGCAAGAUUGAUAAGUGCUUGUGAAACCCAUGUCAGCACCGACAUUGCUGGAACAUUUGGUUACAUUCCUCCCGAGUAUGGACAGAGUGGAAGAUCAACAACACGAGGAGAUGUUUAUAGCUUUGGAGUGAUACUGCUUGAGUUGGUGACUGGGAAAGAGCCAACUGGGCCUGACUUCAAAGAGAAAGAAGGCGGCAAUUUGGUCGGAUGGGUGCUUCAGAAGAUGAAGAAAGGGCAGGCUGCUGAUGUUCUGGAUCCUACCAUCCUCAAUGCAGAUUCAAAGCCAAUGAUGCUUCAAGUGCUGCAGAUUGCUGCUGUAUGCCUCUCUGAGAAUCCUGCUAAUAGGCCAACCAUGCUUCAAGCAUUGAAGUUCCUGAAAGCAAUCAAAGAUGACUGAGUAGAGUUUGUUUGUGUUAUUGGGAUUUGGAGAUUAACAGAAUUAUAAUGUUAUAAUGACUGUAAAGCUUUUAGUUAAGUGUUCCUCCUUGCUAAUCUAAAUCACAAUUUAGCCUAAAAUUCAUGUUUAUUUUCUAGUUUCGUGAUUGCCCUCUUAGUAAGCUUGAACUUUGUGUUCAGCUUGUUUAAGGCUUUAGAGAUCCAUCGGUGAUCAAAAUUGCUAGAGGAAAGCCUUCCAAGUGCAAUGUUUCUUAGAAUGAGAUUGGGCCUUGACCCGGACCGGGGGCUGUUAUAAUAUUAUAGUUAGAGUUGAAUCGAA